AGGCGGCGCGGCGGGGCCGGGGGGAGAUGGCGGCGGGGGGAGGCGGGGAGCAGGGCUCGGCCGUGCUGGAGCUGCCUCGCGGCCCGCGGCUGGUGUGCGUGGAGUACCCGGGCCUGGUGCGCGACGUGGGCAAGAUGCUGCAGACUCUGGGGGGAGACGAGGGGGUGUCCCGGAUAUAUGCCGACCCUGGAAAAAGGCUCGAGUUGUACUUCCGCCCCAAGGAUCCCUACUGCCAUCCUGUGUGUGCCAACCGUUUCCCUACCUCCUCCAUGCUGUUCAAGGUAAAGAGGAAGAUCAGGAGGAAGCAGCUGGAAGCUGAAGGAGAAACCCAACAGGAAGUCAAGUUUGAAAUGGAAGUUCUUGGGGUUGUCUCCACUGUUUACAAAUUUCAAGGAAUGUCUGAUUUCCAGUACCUGGCAAUGCAUUCUGGACCUGAUAGCAAACAGAUCUCUAUGUAUGACAAGGUCUUGAUGCUCAAACCAGAAAAGGAGGAAUUCUUCAAUAGGGAAUUGCCCCUCUACAUCCCCCCACCUAUUUUUUCACGUCUGGACACCCCUAUAGACUAUUUCUAUCGGCCAGAUGUACAACACCGGGAUGGCUACAACAAUCCCCAGGUGUCUUGUGAGAACCUGAUCGGCCUCAGCAGAGCACGUCGACCACACAAUGCCAUCUUUGUGAACUUCGAUGAUGAUGACAUCCCCACUAAGCCGCUAGAGCCUGCAGUGCAGACCUGGAAGAAAGUGUGCACCAAUCCUGUGGAUAAAAACGUGGAGGAAGAGCUGAGAAAGCUGUUUGAGAUUCGUCCCGUCUGGUCUCGGAAUGCUGUAAAGGCCAAUAUCAGUGUCCAUCCGGACAAGCUUAAACUUCUGCUACCGUAUUUGGCCUAUUAUAUGCUCACAGGUCCCUGGAGAAGCCUGUGGGUUCGGUAUGGGUAUGACCCCAGGAAACAUCCCGAAGCAAAGAUUUAUCAAGUCCUGGACUUCAGAAUUCGCUGUGGAAUGAAAUAUGGUUACGCACCUAGCGACAUGCCCGUGAAAGCAAAACGCAGCACAUACAAUUACAGUCUGCCCAUCACUAUCAAAAAACCAGUAAGUCACACGGUCAGUGUACAGGACCUAAAACAUGGGCUGGACACAUCGAAUACAUCCAAUGCAAAAAAACCUGCCUCCAGCAGGUACAAACUUAAAGACUCCAUCUAUAUCUUCCAGGAAGGAGAUCUGCCUCCAUAUCGACAGAUGUUCUAUCAGCUCUGUGACUUGAAUGUGGACAGCUUACAGAAAAUCAUCCAUCGGAAUGACGGCACGGAGGCAGAAUGCACAGAACGGGACGGGUGGUGCCUUCAGAAGACCAGUGAUGAUCUGAGGGAUACCAUGUCUCUGAUGAUAAAGCAGAUCAUCAGAUCCACCAGACCCGCUCUGUUUUCGAGUACGUCGAACACCGAAGAUGGCAAAGAACAGCUGACGUACGAUUCUGGAGAGGAAGAGGAUGAAGAAGAGGAGGAGGACUUCAAGCCUUCUGAUGGGAGCGAGAAUGAAAUGGAAACAGAGAUCCUGGACUAUGUGUGACCCAAACUCUUAUAGACAUGGAACUCAUGAAACAGUUGGCUUCCAGCCCAUAACAGCAACAGCUGGAGGUCUCUCAUACUCUAGUGCCAGUUAUCUACAUUUUCAACCAUGAAAUGGAAGAUUUGGCUGCAGCCAGGUGAGUUGCAGGUGUGCGCGGUCUCUGCUGGUUCUCACGGCAGCGAGAAGGGCGUUCCGCAGAGUGCGUGGGCAUGUGCCAGUAUCUGCACGCCUAUUCAGUAUAUAUAGGCACAUGUGCUGGGACAGGCUUGUCUAGCACGCAUCAUGUGUCAUUGGGAGGUUCUGUGCUUUGCCCUAGCCUGCUACCUUGGAGUAGCAAGGGCUACAACAGUAAGUAUGAGGUAGUUCAUUGAUGCAUAACCAUCAGUGUAAAGGUAAAUUGUGUUAGAGUGAAAACAGGCUGCCUGGUUAGAAGAAAAAUGUGCUUUUAAGGUUUUGUAUGCCAUUAGCUAGACGAGAAAACAGAUGUUGUAGCUAUUUUGGAUAGUUACCUAAGACUUCCAUUAAAGGAGACCUGCAAAAGGGGAAAAAGGGGGCUGUGUCCCCUUGCUAUUUUAUAGUAUAUAAAGGGCUCCAACCCAUUUUUUCCUUUCCUUUGCAGUUCUCCUUUAAUGUAUAUCUCGUUGCCUACUACCUCUCCGAUAUAAACCAUCGUCUGCAGCACUCCACUUUCCGGUUUUUCUUUCUUCCUCUUCAUUUUUCUGAGUAAGAAAAGGAAUCUAUUAAGUGCGGAAACCUUGUUGGUACUGCAAUAUAAAGAUCGCAAAUCUGAAUGCACACCUAUUUGGGAAAUACUCAUUUUAACAUUCCAAUGGAAACUUUACACCUGUUUUAUACAGAGUUCUACGUUUAGCCAUUGAAAAUACUAUUAAGGGGUAUGUGUGGGUGAUUCAUUGUUGCCAUUAGAACCUUAAUGUUUGCACUUCCUGAUUCAUGGAUUUUCCAUUUUUUUUCCCUUUUGACCAGGAUUUAAAGAACAGAAACAACUUUAUCUGUGACGCUAUAGUAUUGUUCAAUACUGAUUUACGCAACUCAGUAUCUUUUAAAUGUUGCCACUUUAGAGAUACCUAAAAUAUACCUGGAGCACUGUGGAGUUAAUCAAUAGUUGCAGGCAACAAUAUAACAAAACAAACUGUUUUUAUUUGCAAUGUACUUUAAAAUAUAUAUUCUCAAACAUACCAUUGACCCUGCAUGCAUCCAAAACUCAUUGAAAUUAGUGGGAAUUUUGGGCAUGCCAGGAAUUUAGGUUCAGGCACAAUGUAACUAUUCCAGAGUGGUUUGUUUUUAAAUAUCAUCUGUUUUAAUUCUGUAUUUAACUUUGCUGCCGAUUUUUUUUUUUAUAAAACAAAUUGAAUCUCUUUCCCACCAAUUGCCUUAAUACAUCAGUAGCUGAACAGACCUUAAGUCAACUUUCCAGCACAGUGAACCACUUAGAUACAGAUGAGAUGACAUGUGGAAAGUUCCAACCCAAAUAGAGCAUUUUUGAGAAAAAUUUGAUCAAGUACACAGAAAGGGCUGGUUACCAUGGUAUCUGAGUUGAAGCAUACCUUAUGUGUGAUAUAUCUAGAAUCAAAUACAAGCAAAAUAAGUUUUAACUUAUUCUUCGAUAUUAUGCAUUCAUUUGGGACAAAUUUUCUGUUCUCUCUACUCCUUUGUACCGUUUUGUGAAUUCGGGAAAGCAACGGAACUGCAGGGCAGCCUUCAGAGUAGCUGCAUAAGGGAUAUUCCACAUCCUGUGUGUGGCAGAGCCCUGUCUUAUGGUCUUCCCACAGAGUCUGAAUGGGCAUGUCAGGAAGGGACGUGAGGGACAGGGAAGCAGUUCUACAAACUGUGUUGAUCCACCAGCCAAAACACUUGUGUACUGGUGGGCUGUGGUUAAGUAGGAAGGCAAAGUAGCAAGGGGCUGGUUUUGUUUUUAACUUUGCAUAAAGUAAAUAAUGGAAAUGGGCAAUUCCAGCUACUGAGUGUAGGCAGCUAACGUGUACCCAGAGUGUUUGAAUUGGGCUGGCCUAUGUUUCUCUUGCCAAUGCUCAUCUUCCCCUUCCUGGUAUCUGGGUAGCUUUCAUCCAAUGAAAAGAGAGCCACCCAGCCUUCUCUCUGCUGUGUCUCCCUGAGCAUGCUCAAACUUGUUUGAGCAGCUCCUGCCUCCUCAGUAAUGUUGAAGGGUAGGAUUUAUUCUUCUGUACAGCUCCUGGCGCAAUAUUAGGGAGCCCAUUGUGAUAAUUUUUGGCAGCAGGUGGUGGCAAACAUUUACCUUUUGCAUAUCAUCUGUUAUAUCUUGACUGUAAGAUUCUCUGCAAAGUAAUUUAAGGUCCAUUUCUGUUCGUUAUGAGUCAAUUUCGCUUCUUCUGUAGCCCUUGAAAUGGCCAGUUGGAGUAAGUCUGAUACUUAGGCUCCAUUGAGAAUCCCAGUAUGUGUUGAUAUUCAAGGGGAUCUGGGUGCUUGACUCUCCUUAAGCUUCAUUAAAAAUCCCAACCCUUGUGUUGCACGGGCUGGUAUCUUCAGUAUUGCAUAAAACAACAUUUAGUUCAAAACUUUCUUGCUGGAACUCCCUUUGACUUCAUGUCACUCCUUUGCUGUAUCUCAACAUCCCCAUCUGUAAAAUGCAGUCAGGAUUUAUCACCAUCUAAUAUUUGUAAAACGCUUAGAAAUGCCUGCUGGAUAAAAUCCUGAACACAAGUGCAAGUUAUUCAUUAACAGAGUGUGGCGGUCAUUAAUUUUAUAAAGAGUCUUCAGAGGAUGCUAUUUCAGUUGAAGU
Messenger RNA from Chelonia mydas (Green sea turtle), 4341 nucleotides. RefSeq names its product general transcription factor IIIC subunit 5 (gene GTF3C5). The transcript is spliced from 12 exons. Gene Ontology annotation, biological process: transcription initiation at RNA polymerase III promoter. Gene Ontology annotation, cellular component: transcription factor TFIIIC complex. NCBI's taxonomy places the organism in Eukaryota, Metazoa, Chordata, Testudines, Cheloniidae. The record is from RefSeq and is a predicted model, not a curated record. Bases 27 to 1565 code for a protein of 512 amino acids.